Messenger RNA from Poecilia latipinna (sailfin molly), 1461 nucleotides. RefSeq names its product peptidyl-prolyl cis-trans isomerase FKBP14-like. The transcript has 4 exons. Gene Ontology annotation, molecular function: calcium ion binding; peptidyl-prolyl cis-trans isomerase activity. The record is from RefSeq and is a predicted model, not a curated record. Bases 167 to 802 code for a protein of 211 amino acids. Lineage: Eukaryota; Metazoa; Chordata; Actinopteri; Cyprinodontiformes; Poeciliidae.
CCACCCAUAGGAGCAAUUGCCUCGGCAGCUGACAAAUGAUGCGCACCCUUCUGCAGAAGUUUGGCUGCCACGUAAGGGAUUUUAGCAGUUAAAGCUUUUUAAUUUAGAGUUUUCCUCUAGCCUAUUUGUGUAUAUUUUGCGAAAGCUUUAACAAUUGUCUUCAAACAUGAUGCUGUUUACUCUUUGUUCCUUAUUGCCAUCACUGUUUGUUUUUGUAACUGGAGGGAAACUCCCAGAAGCCGAUGUGAAAAUUGAGGUGAUACACAAACCUUUCAUGUGUCACCGAAAAUCAAAGUAUGGAGACAUGCUUCUUGUUCAUUACGAGGGAUUCCUGGAGAGCAAUGGCACUAUGUUCCAUUCCAGCCGCAAACAUGGGGACACAAAUCCAGUCUGGUUCACUCUUGGGAUCCGAGAGGUGCUUAAAGGUUGGGACAAGGGUCUGCAGAAUAUGUGUGCUGGAGAGCGCAGGAAGCUGACUGUCCCUCCAUCACUGGCAUACGGAAAGGAAGGUCAAGGUAAAAUUCCUCCGAGCAGCACCCUGAUAUUUGACAUCGAGCUCAUGGAGAUCCAGAACGGUCCCAGGUCCCACGAGACUUUCCGGGACAUGGAUCUCAAUGACGACUGGAAACUCUCCAGGCAGGAGGUGAAGCAUUUCUUGAAGAAGGAAUUUGAGAAACACGGUUACUCGCCCAAUGACACACAUCAUGAAGUGAUGGUUGAGGACAUCUUCAAAAAUGAGGAUGAGGACAAAGACGGCUUUAUAUCAGUGAGGGAAUUCACCUCCAUACAUGAUGAACUCUGAAUCAUGGAUUCAACUUUUAGUUUAUUUUUUUUGUAGAUCAUCUUUGAAACUUUCAUAAUUUUAAAACUACAUUUGACCAUUAUUGUCAGAUGUUUUGUUUCAUGUUUUUACCUAGAAGUUUUAUGUUUUAUGUUAAUUUGUACUUUUCAUAACUUAUUUCCCCUUGGACACGCAUAUAUAAAUGUCAUCGUUCUUGUUGCUUUAAGAUGAUUAAACAAUUUUUUAUGAAAUAAACUACUUUUUUCAAUGAUUUUUUAGUAACUUGUCCCAGUCUGUAAUAAUGCAGGAUAACUGGUCUCUUCCACGCAUAUCUGCCACUAGAGGGCACUCUUGCCUUUUCUGCUUACAAAUUGCUUUCAUCUUUUUAAAUCCUCCCCAACAGUAAAAAAUGCACAAUCUAUGCUCCCCCACAGUAGCUGACUGACCUAUAUAUUUUUUCAUCAAAUUGAGAGUAAAGUCACGUAAAGCAUCACUUGUUAUCGGAACCAUAUAUUAUGCAUGUUGGAGUACUGGGAGUUGAAGACGUUUGAAAUUGUAUUUGGUUUCAAUCUCCAUGUUAAAGAUUAUGUUUUCUCAUGUAUUCCUUUGAUGCAUUUCGAUUUAAACUACCACAAAAUGCAUAUUUGAACCGCUUGCAAAAUAAAGACUUUCGACAUUUA